This is a messenger RNA of Triticum dicoccoides, 1596 nucleotides long. Its product is annotated as leucine-rich repeat extensin-like protein 5. The transcript is spliced from 4 exons. NCBI's taxonomy places the organism in Eukaryota, Viridiplantae, Streptophyta, Magnoliopsida, Poales, Poaceae. The record is from RefSeq and is a predicted model, not a curated record. The coding region runs from base 365 to 1327 and encodes 320 amino acids.
CUGAGCGGCAAGAAAGGCAGAAGAAGCACACUAGUAGGAUGCAAGUGACUGGGACGCUUCCUGGAGAAAGCGAAAAGAGUUGGCUCAACAGCAGGCAGGAUCAUCGUCGCCACGCCACCACACCUCACUUACAUCUACUACAUGGAUCAUCGAUCUGCCCUUUUUCCUCUUUCUGCCGCCGGCUUUUCCACUGCUUUCUUCUCCUCUUACCGAUGGCCGCUUCCACCUCCGAUCCACGCUUCCUCUUCUUCAGCUAUAAUAUAACAAGCGCCUGCUCCUCCUCGAGUGGUGCAGUAGACAGUAGUAGUGGCUACCGGUGUCAGUAGAGGGCAGAGCAAGCAACCAACCGUGGUGAGUGGUGACCAUGGCGCGCAACUGCAGAAUCAGCAGCUUGCCGCCGCCGCCGUCGAUGCUCUUCUUCUUCCUGCUCCUCAUGCUCUGUACCACCUCGCACUGCGAGGCGAGAGCUCUGAGGCAGAGCAAGAGGAACUCGCUGAUGAGCGUGCUCUUCAAGCUCAACUUCGCCAGGGCGGUGGAGCCGACGCAGCCGCCGCCCCCUCCCUCGUCGCUCGAUGCCAGCGCUGGCAGCGACGCCGCGAGCGCGAGUCUCGCCGCCGUCGAUGCCCCGUUCUGCGUCAACCCUCCUGACGCUCCCCCCUCGUCGUCGUCCACGCCCCCCUUCACCUCCACGGCGCCCUCCUCCACCACCCCGUCCGUGCCGGACCAGCUGCCGCCCAUCACCCCCGUCCCGCCCUCCUUCGAGCCCAGCCCGCCGGCCGACGGCGGUGGCGCCACCCCGGGCUCCAGUCCGGGGCUGGGCACGCCGGCGUCCACGCCCACGCCCAUCAACCCGCCGCAGUUCGCCCCGAGCCCGCCUGGGACGGCGCCGCCCAGCCCGAUCGUCGUUGUGCCGAGCCCGCCCGACGAAUUCGGCCCAGGCUCGGGCGGCGGAGGACAGGGAGGAGGCGUAGGAGGAGGGGGCGGAGGCGGCGGGUUCAUGCCGCCGAUCAUCUACCCGCCGCCGCUGGCCCCUCCGAUGGCGCCGGGGUCCGGGCAGGCGCUGUGGUGCGUGGCGAAGCCGACAGUGCCGGACCCGAUCCUCCAGGAGGCCAUGGACUACGCGUGCGGCUCCGGCGCCGAGUGCCGGUCCAUCCAGCCGUCCGGCGCCUGCUCCCAGCCGGACACCGUGCUGGCCCACGCCUCCUACGCCUUCAACAGCUACUGGCAGAUGACCCGGGCCAACGGCGGCACCUGCGACUUCGGCGGCACCGCCACCAUCGUCACCAGCGACCCAAGCUACGACAGUUGCGCGUUCAACCUUGUAUGAGGCUGCAGAUCGAUGAGCCAAUUUUCUGUUCCAUUUGUUUCGAGGCCACGCAGCACCGCAGGCUUAGUAAGGAGUAGCUGAGAUUAGUGUGAUUUUGAUUCUGGCAAGACUGCUGAUACCGUGUAAAGGCGAUUCCUUGACAUGUGCAUUAUACUAGUAGCUUCUUGGGCAGGAAGAUGCUUAAUCGUGCGUGCCCCUCUUGUAACUUUAAACCUUCUUGACCAAAUUAGUUUAGUUUAAGCCAAUGAUAUAUGCCUAACUUGGUGUUC